Molecule: messenger RNA, 3381 nt
Organism: Grammomys surdaster
Lineage: Eukaryota; Metazoa; Chordata; Mammalia; Rodentia; Muridae
Gene: Taf4
Product: TATA-box binding protein associated factor 4
Exons: 16
Coding region: 1-2193 (730 amino acids)
Biological process (GO): DNA-templated transcription; transcription initiation at RNA polymerase II promoter
Cellular component (GO): transcription factor TFIID complex
Molecular function (GO): RNA polymerase II general transcription initiation factor activity; protein heterodimerization activity; DNA binding
Source: RefSeq, a predicted model, not a curated record
AUGGCGGCGGGCUCGGAUCUGCUGGACGAGGUCUUCUUCAACAGCGAGGUGGACGAGAAAGUGGUGAGCGAUCUGGUGCUGCUCGGGCCCGCCAUGCCGGGCGCGCUGCCGGGGCCUGUGCCCGGGACCCCCGCGGGGCUGGCGAAGGGCGCGGCCGCGGCGACCCCCAGCCUGCCUCGGACGCCGGCGGCCACCACCGGCGCUAUUCGGGCUACGCUGACACCCACCGUGCUGGCCCCGCGCCUGCCGCAGCCGCCGCAGAACCCGACCAACAUCCAGAACUUCCAGCUGCCCCCAGGAAUGGUCCUCGUGCGGAGUGAGAAUGGGCAGUUGUUAAUGAUCCCUCAGCAGGCCUUGGCCCAGAUGCAGGCCCAUGCCCAGGCCCAGCCUCAGAGUACCAUGGCACCCCGUCCUGCAACCCCCACAGGUGCUCCACCUGUCCAGAUCUCCACCGUGCAGGCUCCAGGAACACCUAUUAUUGCACGGCAGGUGACCCCAACUACCAUAAUUAAGCAAGUGUCUCAGGCCCAGACAACGGUACAGCCCACUACGACCCUACAGCGCUCUCCUGGGGUACAGCCUCAGCUUGUUCUGGGUGGCUCCGCACAGCCAGCCUCACUUGGAACAGCCACAGCUGUUCAGACAGGGACACCUCAACGAACAGUCCCUGGGGCCAGCACCACCUCCACAGCUGCCACGGAAACUAUGGAAAAUGUGAAAAAAUGCAAAAGUUUUCUAUCUACGUUAAUUAAACUGGCUUCCUCUGGUAAACAGUCUACAGAGACAGCGGCUAAUGUGAAAGAUUUAGUACAGAACUUACUGGAUGGGAAAAUUGAAGCAGAAGACUUCACUAGCAGGUUAUAUCGGGAACUGAACUCUUCACCUCAGCCUUACCUUGUGCCUUUCCUGAAGAGGAGCUUACCUGCCUUGAGACAGCUGACCCCAGACUCCGCGGCCUUCAUCCAGCAGAGCCAGCAGCAGCAGCCGCCUGCCUCGCAGGCCACGACUGCACUGACAGCUGUGGUGCUGAGCAGCUCAGUGCAGCGUACAGCUGGGAAGACGGCUGCCUCGGUGACCAGCGCCCUCCAGCCCCCGGUCAUCAGCCUCACGCAGCCCACACAGGUUGGCGUUGGCAAGCAGGCACCGCCCACACCACUGGUGAUCCAGCAGCCCCCGAAGCCUGGAGCCUUGAUCCGGCCCCCGCAGGUGACCUUGACGCAGACACCCAUGGUCGCAUUGCGGCAGCCUCACAACCGGAUCAUGCUCACCACACCACAGCAGAUCCAACUGAACCAGCUGCAGCCAGUCCCUGUGGUGAAACCUACCGUGUUACCUGGAACCAAAGCCCUUUCUACUGUAUCUGCACAAGCAGUUGCUGCACAGAAAAACAAGCUCAAGGAGCCCGGGGGAGGCUCCUUUCGGGAUGAUGAUGACAUCAAUGAUGUUGCGUCUAUGGCUGGAGUGAACCUGUCUGAAGAAAGUGCAAGAAUAUUGGCCACAAACUCUGAGUUGGUGGGGACAUUGACCCGAUCCUGUAAAGACGACACCUUCCUCCUCCCAGCACCUUUGCAGAGGAGGAUACUGGAAAUAGGUAAAAAGCACGGCAUCACGGAACUGCAUCCAGAUGUAGUGAGUUACGUGUCUCAUGCCACACAGCAAAGGCUGCAGAAUCUUGUAGAAAAAAUAUCUGAAACGGCUCAGCAGAAAAACUUCUCUUAUAAGGACGACGACAGAUAUGAGCAAGCGAGUGAUGUCCGGGCUCAGCUCAAAUUCUUUGAACAGCUGGAUCAGAUUGAAAAGCAGAGGAAAGAUGAGCAGGAGAGGGAGAUCUUGAUGCGGGCAGCAAAGUCUCGAUCCAGACAAGAAGACCCAGAGCAAUUAAGGUUGAAGCAGAAAGCAAAAGAGAUGCAGCAGCAGGAGCUGGCCCAGAUGCGACAGCGAGAUGCCAACCUCACUGCACUGGCAGCGAUUGGGCCUAGGAAAAAGAGGAAAGUGGACUGUGCUGGGCCAGGAUCGGGAGCAGAGGGCUCAGGCCCAGGCACAGCAGUCCCGGGUGGCUCCGGCGUGGGAACCCCCAGACAGUUCACACGGCAAAGAAUCACGCGGGUCAACCUCAGGGACCUCAUAUUUUGUUUAGAAAAUGAGCGUGAGACAAGCCAUUCACUGUUGCUCUACAAAGCAUUCCUUAAGUAACAGGAUGAGCGGCGUUUCUGACGGGAUGCUUGCGGACGUUUUUAUAUGUUUGCAGAUUACGCCUUUUUGUAACAAGCAAAUGGGAUAUUGUUAAACAGCCACCUCUUUACAAUGGAGCAGUUUUAUACUCCUGUUUAUAAUCAGCUCUUCAGUGCGGCAGAAACCGUGUCUGCAGCAGAAAGAACACAAAGGCCUGUGGAUGCUCUCACAGGACAGCUGACCCGAGCUCAUCCUCGGCUGAGUGGCCUUCUUGCCAAACAAGCCAUAUUUAAAGACUGAUGGAAGCGCUUAGCAAAUAAUUAGCAGUUGCUCAUCCUGUGUGCGUUUUGGUUCUGCUCACCCUGACUCACCCGCUAGGUGUAUGUCUACAGCCGAUGACCUCAUCUCUCAGUUUAUGUUGUAGCAGUCAGUUGGCGAAGCAAACUGAUUUUUUAGACUAUUUAUCACCCCACCCCCACCCUGUCCCUUACCUCCCUUCUACAUGAAACUCCCCAGGAACACAACCUCCAAGCAGGGUCCCCUGUCUGCCAGUGGAGGCUGGGGUGCAGCACCUGUACAAAUACGAUUUGUUUGCUGCAGUUUGGAAGCUGUAAAGUGGAAGGAAAUAAGAACCUUUUCAGCAUAAAUAUAUUUUACUUGCACUGUGUUUUUAGCUCAGAGUGAAGAUUUAGAUGAAAUAAAAUCAGAGUUGAGAAGAAUCAACAACAGACUGUUUCUCAGUGUGGAUCAAGUGUUGGAAAUGGUUGGUGUAUUUUGUCAGUAAUUGUACAUAAUUUUUGGCACAUAACAUAAAAUGGCUAUGUAAACUAUAAUUAUUUUGCUAAGAGACUGUAUGCAAGCUGUGGCCAACCUUACAGGCGUCCAGAGCAAAGCCCCUUCUUUGUACCUAUUUUUUUAUUACAAAUAUACUAAUUGGUUCUUUAUAUUUUCAGAGGUUAUUGUAUUAAAUUGUCUAUUGAUAGUACUUUUAUGACUGUAAAUACUUGGCUUUCUCCGUGUGGAUUCUCAUGUUAGACUUCAAUUCGCACGUGUGAACUGAACGCUGAUCAGUAUUUUUUACGACACCUGAGAACUGUUACACCUUUCAUUUUAUCUUUUAGGAAAUCCCCGUCUUUCCAUUUUUUCAUGUAAAUUUUGCACAGUUACUUGUUAAUAUGUAAAUAUUUUACUUUCAGAAAUGAAGUUUUU